Molecule: messenger RNA, 927 nt
Organism: Alternaria burnsii
Lineage: Eukaryota; Fungi; Ascomycota; Dothideomycetes; Pleosporales; Pleosporaceae
Exons: 1
Coding region: 1-927 (308 amino acids)
Source: RefSeq, a predicted model, not a curated record
AUGGGUCUUAACUACUACGCUUCUGCGCCGACCGUCGUUCUGGCGCCCCAGCAACCGCAGGGCUACUUCUCCCAUCACCAGAACGCCGCAUCACCAAUGGGUAAUUUCCGCCCCAAAUACCCUACUCCGCCUUCGCUCAACUAUCUAGCCGCCGUUUCCAAUGUCACCGCUGGUCGCAAACGAUCCAUCGCCGACGUCGAUGAACCAGAGGAGAACCUACCCGCCGGAUCAAUCGUUACUCAGUCGCCUUCAAAGCCCAAGCCCGAGCCUGUCUAUGGCCCAGGGAUGACGCUCAUCUACCCUGGAGAACCUGGCUACAGCAUGGCAGCCGAGUCGCAAUCGGGCACCUGGUACGAAGAGAAGAUCGAAAAAGAAGAGAAGGCUGACGCCGCCCGCCCUAUCGCUGUGUCGCGCAAGUCGGUACGGAUGAGCCCAACCGCCAACAUCGAAGUCCCCUCCCUCAAUGACAUGGAUGCUCAAAAGACCGAAGAGCUCAUUGACGACAAAGGCAACACCAUUAACACGCUCAUCGCAUCCCUCGGGGUUGGCUGGAAGAACGUCAUGACAAACCCCAAGCUACGCGACGCAGCGCGCGCAUACUCACGCGUUAUUGAGCGUCAUUUCGAUUUCACCGAUGUCCUUGUUAUGCUGGAGAAGGAAUCACUCAACGCUUAUCUGGUACGCGCGAAACAACACGGCGUACAAGGCUACUGGCUCUUCUCGGACAACCUUCAAUGGUGUCAGCUCAUCGGCUGGUCGUUAGAACGCACAGUCAGCAACCUCAUGUUCGGUUCAACCCCGCGUGUCGAGGGCGAGCGCAUCAAUGCCCGUCAACUGACGCCAUCGGAACCCGCUACCACACCCACUCCUCAACCAGUGGCCGACAUUCCUAUGGCGACUACAGACACCGACAUGAUGGAGAUGUGA